Molecule: messenger RNA, 964 nt
Organism: Malus domestica (apple)
Lineage: Eukaryota; Viridiplantae; Streptophyta; Magnoliopsida; Rosales; Rosaceae
Source: RefSeq, a predicted model, not a curated record
GCACUCAGACAACAUCACAAAACUCAGUCGCCACCUUUCCUCCUCAUAACGUUCCUUCAUUCUCGCAUUUUCCUACAAUUCCCAAAAUACCCCUAACCCACUAUGGUUGAUCAGGAGCAGCACAGCCUUGGCCUCUUGUCCAGCCAAAGGGACGAAGAGGAAGAAGAAAAAAUCUCAUCCUACUCUCAGUCUCAGUCUGGUUACGGAGCCCGGUCUGGUGGUGGCUACGGCGACUCCACUACUGGUUACUCUUCCCAAGGACGUACCGGGGCCCGCAGCGGCAGCUGCUACCGCGACAGCACUGAUUACUCUGGUGAAGAACGCCUUACUGGCGGAGGCAGCUAUGAAGAAGGCAAAACUGAUGAUUACUCGGAAGAAGGACACGGAAGCCGUGCCGUGUACAGCGAGACCACUGCUUACUCUAGCGAAGGACGUCGUACUGGUGGAGGUGGCUACGGCGGGGCCAGCAACACUGAUAGUUACUCGGAAGAAGGACACGGAGGCCGUGCUACCGAGACCACUGCUUUCUCUGGUGAAGGAUGUCGUACUGGCGGCAGUGGCUACAGCGAUAACACUGAUUACUCUGGUGAAAGACGUCGUACUAGCGGCGGAGGUGGCUAUGGUGUGGUAAGCACUGAUGAUUACUCGGAGGAAGGACACGGAGGGCGUCGCGGGUACCAAAAAUCUGAUGAUGAUGACUCGGAGGAAGGACACGGAGGGCGUCGCGAGUACAAAAAAAUCUGAUGAUGAUGACUCGGAAGAAGGGCACGGAGGGCGUGUCAGAGGACGGUACAGCAAGAGGAGUGAAACCAAUGAGUCGAGUGACUAUUGAGGAACUUAAUUGGUUUGCUGCUGCUACGUACUGGUGCUUAUGCCUUAGUCCUUGGUACGUAACAAUAUCAAUAUGUCAACCCCUAAUUAUUUUCAUAAUUUUAAUUAACUACGUGCUUUUAAAAUUGUAUGA